AUGGCACAUCCAAAAAUAUCUAUAGUAGAUUUACCUGAAUUAACAUAUGAAGUUAUCAAAUAUUUUAAAAAUGAUUUUUCAACUUUAUAUUCAUGUGUUUUAGUUAACAGAUUAUGGUGUCGUAUAACUAUUCCAUUAUUAUGGGAAAAUCCAUUUUUAAUUCCUAGUAAAAAUUAUAAAAAAAAUUCUAAUCUUAUUAAAAUUUAUUUAUAUGAUUUAAAUGAUGAUUUAAAAACAAAAUUAAAUCAAUAUGGAAUUAGAGAUAAUUCAUUAACUUCAAGUGCAUUAUUCAAUUAUCCCAGUUUUUUAAAAUAUUUGAAUACAUUUAAUAUGGCUACUUUUGCUAAUAGUUGGGUUGAAAAUAUUAUUAUAACUUCAAAACAACGUUUAAAUAUAGAUUUAAUAUGUGAUAUUAAAAGAUUGGUUAUUAUAUCACUAUUUAAAAAAUUUAUUGAAAAUGAAGUAAAUUUAAAUACUCUUGAAAUUGAGAUCUCAAAUUAUUAUUAUUAUAUAUUUUUUAUUAAUAUUCUUGAGUCAAUUUUACAAAAUACGAAUUUCAUUUACAAUACUGGAAAUUUAAAACUUUAUAUUGAUAAUAAAAAUGAUAUUGAUUUUUAUUACUACAAUAAUGAUCAUACAUUAAUUGAAGAUCGUAUAUUACAAAUAAUUAAUUUACACCAAAAUCUUAAAAAAAUUAUUUUUGGUGAUAAUAAUUUACCUUUAUUUAAAUCAUUAUUAUUAUCAAAAGGUUUUAAUUGUUCGAAUACCUUAAAUACAAUCAUAUUCUAUCGCAUCAAUUUUAAUAAUCUAAUCAACCUAGAUAAAAUAUUAGAACAAUUAAACGUUCUAGAGUCCGUUCAUAUCAUUCAUUGUUUUUCAUUAGAUUCUCAGUUUGUUCAACAAAUUGAUAAUUUAACUAAACCAUUUAAAUUAAAAACUUUAUUUAUAGACAGGAUACCACAAAUUGAACCAUUGCAAAAAUUAUUACAAAUAUCUGGUGAUUAUUUAGAAAAUUUAAUGUGUAGAUUUAGUUUGGUUUUAUCAUUAAAUCAACAAUUGUUAGAAUUAAUUAUAAAAUAUUGUAAAAAUAUCAAACGUCUUAAUUUACAGAGUAUUGGAAAACAAAUUACUUGUUUAGUAAUCAAUUUAAUUAAAAAUAUUAAACAGAAUCUUAAUUAUCUUAAGAUCAGUGAAUGUUAUCAAUCAUUACUAAUUGGUUAUUAUGAGUUUAGUUCAUUAUUAUUACAAAAUUUAGGGCAAAUCCUUCCUUCUAAAUUAGAAUAUUUGCAUUUGAUUCUUCACAUUAAACCAAAUGAUUUUAAAAUAUUUUUAGAAAAUUCUCAGAAUAUUUUUAUUAAAAAAUUAUUAAUAAUGCAAAAUGGUAAUGAUGAUAUUUUAUAUUAUUUAAGGGAAUAUAUUAUUAAAAAGAAAAGAGUUAAGUAUUUGGCUAUUAAAUAUGAUGAUGACUUUCUUAAUUUAAAUGAUAAAGUGAAGGAAUUCAAGUUACGUAAUAAUAUUAGAGUUCAAAAUUAUUGCUAUUUAUCUAUUGACAUUUAUGAUUUAAAAACUGUUAUAGUACCAGCUAACCAGGAAAUAGUAUUCAACAGUGUUGGAAUUGGACAUUGUCCAAUUCCCAAUAGUGGACUAUUGGACUUUGGACCUAAUGGAGAUAUCCAGUCCAAUUCCAAUUCAAAUGGACUAUGUCCUCAUAAAUUUGGCCGAAUUAAAUUUUAUAUACCAUAA
Molecule: messenger RNA, 1743 nt
Organism: Rhizophagus irregularis DAOM 181602=DAOM 197198
Lineage: Eukaryota; Fungi; Glomeromycota; Glomeromycetes; Glomerales; Glomeraceae
Source: RefSeq, a predicted model, not a curated record